CCUCCCUUAAACUUGACUCUCAAUUGCGACAACCGUUCACCUUAUUCCACGAGAUACAUGCCCUGACGUCUUUUUGGUCGUUCUAUCAACGCUGCAUCCAGAAUAGAAUAAUCUCAUAGAUUGGGUAAGUCGACCAAGUUUUCGUGUGGCCGGGCCUUUCUUUUGACCUUCAUAGUAUCGUACAGCGUUACUCAUGUCGAAAGAACCUCGAUGCAUUCCCCCUGAGCUAGUCUCCCAGAUAGUCUCCGAACUCCAAGAUGAUACAGCAUCUUUUCAGUCGUGCGCGAUGGUUUCUAGGGAGUGGCUCGCCCUAUGCAGGCCCCACAUAUUCCGCUCCAUAAUCCUUCGGAACUAUAUGGACUUCGUGGAGUUUCAAGAACUGGCCGAGAACUCUCCUAUUGUUCAGGAAUAUGUGCAAUCCUUGCAGGUCAAUAUUCCCUUUUCGACCACCACUAAUCACGAACUGGACUUCACUUGGGUCAACGAGAUGCUGAGCCCCAUGCUGUCAGAGCUUUUCAAAAACCUUCAGGAACUUUUUAUAACUUCGACUACCGAGAUAUGGAAGGAUGAAUCUUUCGUCCACCUCUCUCGUUGUCACACAGUGAAGAAGUUGUCGAUUCUGAAAAGUGGGAUGUCACUAACCGAAUUGUGUGCCCUCAUCUCCGCUUUCCCCGAGCUGGAGGAAUGCAUCGUUGAAGACAUCAUUGUCUAUUAUGAUCCGCGGAGGAGGCUCACUAGCGAAUCAUGCAAGUCAGACCUUCGUCUGAAGCGUCUCCGAGUCAACAGUUUUGAUUUCCCCUUUUCUGGGAUAGGCUUUCCAGGCCCAAUGGAAACGCAUGGCCAGAUACUUAAUUUCAUUCCGUGGCUACUCACCACUGGGACCCGAGAUACGCUACAAGUUUUGGAACUACGCAUGACCAACGGCCAUAUCUCUGCCGUUGGAGACCUUUUGCGUGCGGUCGGUCCUACCCUUCAGGAGCUUGAGAUUAUCUGCGAUGGACUAGGGGCGAUUGCUGAUCCGGCAUUUGAUGAUAUCAUCAAGAUACAUCUGAAUUUAUCAUGUCUCGUUCGCUUAAGAAAGCUUUCGGUACACUAUGGAACCUUCUUUCUUUACGAUACGCUGCUUUCCACCAUUCGCUCCCCUUCGAUUCGCUCCAUUCAAAUUCGUACGCGAAUGAAAGAUCGUAAUCUGGCUACCAUAGGACAACAUCAAGAGAUUGACCAGCUGCUGUCGAACAAAUUUCUGAAGAAACACCUAACAGAAGUCAUCUUUGCCUACGAGGCUCCUCUGGACCAUGCACUUACGACUUCCUUCUUUGAGGAGGGCUACCCAGAACUAGCUAAACGAGGGAUACUGAAGGUCGUCCACACGCCUCUUUUUUAGAGGCGCGGGUUAUUUCCGACUCAAGCGUUCUGUCUUUUAGCUCAUGUACAAUUAUGUUAGAGGCACUUGUACUGGGCAUCACAUGAUGACCAUUUAGAGAGUCCGUAUAGUCGCUGAGGGUUUUGCCCUAUAUUGACUACGUCUGCUUUGAAUACAUUGCAUAUGUUCGCGAGACCGCUUUCUCCCGAUUCAAGAAGAACCCAGCCGUACUCAAUAUUCCAACACAAAAGGACAUGAUAUCCACCGUCGACAUUCUCUCACUAGCAUUAGCCUCAUCUACUUGCCCCUCUAGAUUCCGCCUGUCGUUCAUCAUAAUCGGCGAAUCACCGGAGGAUGAUCGCGAAAACCCUGUGAUGGUGUCCAUUCUCAGGGACUUUGGUGCUGCUGACAUACUGACAAGGUUGUACUUCUGACACGGUUCUACUCCCAGCGACACUUAUCUGUGAGAACUGAGGGAGGAUCGUGAGCUGAGAUGACAGCAGAAGUCUGGAGGAGACCCAGAACUUGAGUUUGCAUGUAGAUAAUUCAAUGAUUGUCCCACAUCGUACUCCAAGGACCUGAAGCACGGCCGUUACUCACUCGGGAUUUUAGGAAAAAAAAAACAAAUACUCGGGAGUUAGCAUUCUUAUACAUAAAUAAUAAAAUUACUUGGCUUAU
Somion occarium is the source of this 2041-nucleotide messenger RNA. Lineage: Eukaryota; Fungi; Basidiomycota; Agaricomycetes; Polyporales; Cerrenaceae. The record is from the annotation of a GenBank genome assembly.